This is a messenger RNA of Mangifera indica (mango), 3366 nucleotides long. RefSeq names its product receptor protein kinase CLAVATA1-like. Gene Ontology annotation, molecular function: protein kinase activity; receptor serine/threonine kinase binding; ATP binding. Gene Ontology annotation, biological process: protein phosphorylation. The record is from RefSeq and is a predicted model, not a curated record. NCBI's taxonomy places the organism in Eukaryota, Viridiplantae, Streptophyta, Magnoliopsida, Sapindales, Anacardiaceae.
AAUGAGCCUGACACCAGAACAGAAGUCUGCAACAUUAUCAUGCUAUUGUCUUUCAAACCGCCCCAUCAGGCCGUCAAAAGAUGCCUACCCUUUGUAACUCCGUUAAAUCUAACGUCUAUUUAUUGUUUUCUCUAUUAGGAGGCAAGCAGCAAGCAGAAGCAAAUGUCGUUAUUACACCGUCACUCACAACUGUCUGAAUGAACUUGGCCAUAAAAAAUUGCAGGCGUAAGGGCCACCGGGCUACUACUUAAUAAAGCUUGAAGCUUACUGUAAAUGAAGACAAUGCAUUGAACUGACGCUACAUAAUUUCCUCUGUGGAAAACAAAGAAAGCGGAGAUGAGUUUCCUACUGCAGCUACUUUUCUUAACCUUCUUGUUUCUCUGUUUCUCUUACUAUCUUCAGUCUGUUAUGGAUACAGUGAUAUGGAUGUUCUGUUGAAGCUCAAAUCUUCUAUGAUUGCUCCCAAACGUUCAGGGCUCGAAGACUGGGAACAGCCAUCUAAUUAUUCCACUGCUCAUUGCUCCUUCUCCGGGGUUUCAUGCGAUGAAAACUCACGUGUGGUUUCUCUGAACGUGUCGUUCAUGCCUCUCUUUGGUACGAUUCCACCCGAGAUUGGCCUGUUAAACAAGCUUGUGAACCUUACAAUUACCAACGUUAAUCUCUCCGGGAAGCUCCCUUUAGAGAUGGCGAAGCUAACUUCUCUCAAGGUCUUUAACAUCUCCGGGAACGCCUUUAGAGGGCAUUUCCCUGGAGAAAUCGUUCUUGGAAUGACACAGCUUGAAACUCUUGACGUUUAUAACAAUAAUUUCAGCGGUCCACUUCCCACUGAGAUUGUAAACCUCAAGCAUCUCAAACAUCUCAGUUUUGGCGGUAACUACUUCACUGGCGAGAUUCCAGAGAGUUAUUCAGAGAUUCAGAGUUUGGAGUAUCUGGGCCUGAAUGGUAAUACACUUUCCUGUAAAGUCCCAGCGUUUUUGUCUCGGUUAAAGAACCUGAAGGAAAUAUAUAUCGGCUACUUCAACAUCUACGUCGGUGAAAUCCCGGCUGUUUUUGGAACGCUGAGUGAACUCCGAGUCCUGGAUAUGGGUUCCUGUAACAUCUCAGGUGAGAUUCCGCCAAGUUUAAGUCAAUUAAAGCACCUGCACUCAUUGUUCCUUCAACUAAACCGCCUCACAGCGUUCAUAGGGGACCUUCCGAAUCUUGAGGUGCUUCAGAUAUGGGGAAAUAAUUUCACACUGGAACUGCCUCAGAAUCUUGGUCAGAACGGGAAGCUCAUGAUACUUGACGUUGCGUCGAAUCAUCUCACCGGGAUGAUUCCUCGUGAUUUAUGCAAAGGAGGGAAGUUGAAGACUUUGAUUAUGAUGAACAAUUUCUUCUUUGGUCCAAUUCCUGAAGAGCUGGGCGAGUGCAAGUCUCUGACCAAAUUCCGAGUUAUGUAUAACUUUCUUAAUGGAACAAUUCCCGCUGGAAUUUUCAGUCUGCCAUUAUUGAAUCUGAUUGAGUUAAACAACAAUUUGUUAUCCGGAGAACUUCCAGAAAAGAUGUCAAGUGGCUCCCUCAAUCAGUUGAAACUGGCAAACAAUAGUAUAACCGGGAAAAUUCCUGCAGCAAUCGGAAAUUUCCCGAAUUUGAAUAUCCUGACUCUCCAGAACAACAGAUUUGAUGGUGAAAUUCCCAAAGAGAUCUUCAAUCUGAAGCAUAUUGCGACGGUAGACUUCAGUGGUAACAGCAUCAGCGGUGAAAUUCCCCCGUCAAUUUCCAAUUCCAUUUCUCUGACAUCGGUUGAUUUCAGUAGAAACAAUCUCUAUGGGGAGAUUCCAAAAGGAAUUGCUGAGCUGAAAGAUCUGAGCAUUCUUAAUUUCUCAAGAAACCAGCUUACUGGUCCAAUACCAAACGAAAUUCUGUUUAUGACCAGUCUCACUACCCUUGAUCUAUCUUAUAACAAUUUCUUUGGUAAUGUUCCCACUGGAGGUCAGUUUCUGGCUUUCAAUAUGACCUCGUUUGAAGGAAAUCCCAACCUGUGUUUCCCGUCUCAGGUAGCUUGCCCAGCAUUGUCAAAGUCAGUUAAACAUUCGGGCCACAACCAUGCGGCAUCAUUUGGUACUGCAAAGCUAGUAAUCACAGUCAUUGCCUUAGUCACUGCUAUGUUGUUGAUUAUCGUCACGGUUUAUAGAUUGAGAAAGAAGAAACUCCAGAAAUCAAGGGCUUGGAAGCUCACUGCUUUCCAACGUUUAAAUUUCAAAGCUGAAGAUGUGCUUGAGAGCUUGAAAGACGAGAACAUAAUUGGCAAAGGUGGUGCUGGGAUUGUCUACCGGGGAUCCAUGCCAGACGGUGUUGACGUGGCAAUCAAGCGGUUGGUAGGUCGAGGCACUGGACGGAGCGAUCACGGUUUCUCGGCGGAGAUUCAAACUCUUGGUCGAAUCAAGCAUAGAAACAUCGUGAGGCUGUUGGGUUAUGUGUCAAACAAGGAUACCAACCUGUUAUUAUACGAAUAUAUGCCGGUUGGAAGUUUAGGAGAGCUGUUGCAUGGGGCAAAAGGAGGCCAUUUGCAGUGGGAAACGAGAUACAGAAUUGCUUUGGAGGCUGCUAAGGGGCUGUGUUAUCUUCAUCAUGAUUGCUCCCCAUUGAUUAUUCACAGGGAUGUAAAGUCUAACAACAUAUUGCUUGAUUCGGAUUACGAAGCUCAUGUGGCUGAUUUUGGCCUGGCCAAGUUUUUGCAGGACCCAGGUGCCUCUGAGUGCAUGUCAGCCGUUGCUGGUUCCUAUGGUUACAUUGCACCAGAGUAUGCCUACACGCUGAAAGUAGACGAGAAAAGUGGUUACAGUUUCGGUGUUGUGCUGCUGGAGCUGAUAGCUGGGAAAAAGCCAGUGGGAGAGUUUGGAGAUGGAGUGGACAUAGUGAGGUGGGUCAGGAAAAUCACAUCAGAACUCUCUCAACCGUCUGAUGCGGCUGUGGUAAUGGCAGUAGUGGACCCGAGGCUUAGUGGAUACCCACUUACAGGUGUCAUUCAUAUGUUCAAAAUAGCUAUGAUGUGCGUUGAGGAUGAAAGCUCUGCUCGACCCACCAUGAGAGAAGUUGUUCACAUGUUGGCCAACCCUCCCCAGUCUACACCGAGCCUUGUUAGUCUUUAAGUUUAUAUGGUUCUUCUGGUGGAUUGAGUAAAUAAAAACCACAGCAAAUUGUAGUAGGUUUUCCGGCAAGAGAGCCAUACUUAAAUAGUGGGACAAGGCUGUGUCUUGUUUGGAUGGAAGUUGUAUAUUUGUGUCUCUUGUGAAUGUGAUUGUUUUGCCAGUCGCAGCUUUUUUUUUCUACAUUCGAUGUGUUGUAAUUAGAUUUUGGGUAUGAUAUGAUUUGAAUUGGUAUGAA